Molecule: messenger RNA, 3848 nt
Organism: Notolabrus celidotus (New Zealand spotty)
Lineage: Eukaryota; Metazoa; Chordata; Actinopteri; Labriformes; Labridae
Gene: lmcd1
Product: LIM and cysteine-rich domains 1
Exons: 8
Coding region: 339-1430 (363 amino acids)
Molecular function (GO): zinc ion binding
Source: RefSeq, a predicted model, not a curated record
GCCCGUGUCUACCGGAAGAGGUGAAAUCAUAUGGUAAAUUUGCCGGACUUCGUUCCGCGGAUCGAUUAUGACGGGUAUGGUUCGGUUGUCUCUGACGUCACUCUUGACCUAACCGUUGAUUUUUUGGACCAAUCAGAAUCGAGUAUUUAACACUGGCUCUUUCUAUAACGCUUCAGACGUUUUUCUUGCAAAUCAGUCGGCUGAGGAAACUGUCCUAUGAGCUUUACCAGGCUCACUUUACAUCAAUAUGUUUUAUCAGAGCUGAAGAGAGAGAGAGAGCUGACGAGGACAGGAGACAGAACGCCGACAGACGGACAGAAAGAAAGACAGCGGACAACAUGGAAGUGAGCUCAGCCAUGGAGAAGAUGUCGGUGAAGCAGACUGCAGUAGGCUCAGCUGCGUGUCUCGUUUGUAAGCAGAGGUGUUCUGGACUUCAGCCACAUUCUUGGAGAAGAGCUUGUAUUGCCUGUGGCUGCAGCACGGUCGACCACGCUCCAGGAACUGACGUUGAAGAUGACCAGCAGAUGGGACGCCUGCUCGCAGACUCGUCCUGCACCCAUCUAACGGCGAAGAUCAAAGGAGGAGGAGGCCUUCGCAUGUACAAGAGGAACCGUAUGAUCGUGACCAAUCCGGUGGUGUCGCGUAAAGACCCGACCUUCAACACCACGACGUAUGACUGGGCGCCGGCCGGCCUCAACCAGACACUGGCGAUGCAGUACAUGGAGCUCAUCCCUGAGAAACAGCGUCCAGUCUCAGGGACGUCUGGAGCGAUGGAGCGACGCAGGCAGCUCCUCAUUCAGCUCCCCGUCUACGACCUGGACCCCAUGAAGUGUCAGAGCCUGGCCAGUGAGGACGAGAUUUCCUCCAUGCUGCUGUUUGUGAAGCACUACAAACAGGAGGUCCUCGGGGUCGGGGAGGUGGCCUUACCUGGCGAGAGCAGAGCUCUGAGGGAAGCAGCCGUUCAGAGGAUGGCAAAGGAGGCUAAGGACCGCAGAACCAGCGACAGGAAGGAUUCUCUGGAGCACAACUCGACCGGUAACAGCAUUGCCCCGGCUGCUGGUCCGUCUAACGGGACAGAUGGCAGCGCUAAGACUGAAUAUAGUUGUACCAGCUGCCACGCUGAGGUUCCCAAGGAGAGUCCAGCUGUUUACUCUGAGCAUGCCGGUUACCAUAACGCCCUCUGGCAUCCCACCUGCUUCAAGUGUUCAGAGUGUGGCGAGGGAUUGGUGGACCUGGUGUACUUCUGGUCCAAUCAGAAGCUGUUCUGUGGAAGACACUACUGUCAGACGAUGUGGCCUCGGUGCUCAGGCUGCGAUGAGCUGAUCUUCUGUAAGUCAUUUCACACCUCAACGGACGGACGAACGUGGCAUCAUCAACACUACUGCUGCUGGAAGUGCGGGCAAAACCUGGAUACGCCCUGUCAGCACUGAGACACAUAAUAUGUAUUCACCGUAAUAUAGUCAUCAGAUUUAUAACAGGAUGUCUGGUAUCAACAAUGAUCGGUUAGAUUGUUUGAUUUUAAACAACAGAACAAAGUAUGAGAUAAAUUAGACGAGUAAGUAGAGUUUGAAGUGUUAAGUUGUAUUUGAAUUAAUCUCCAUUUAAUAUAUUGAUGUUUAAAAUACUUAAGAUGACGCUGAAGUACACGAAUACUUGAUCAGUUGAGCACGCUGGUGUUUGAAUUACUUUUGGAAAUGUUUAACCAACACUAAAAUGUUUAAAGUACUUGAGGACAUUUUGGAUUUUUAGCACUUGAAGUAGUGACCGUGAGUGGAGACAGAUAAUCUGGUUUCAGUCUGAGGUUUAGAUACAAACAGUAGUGACUGGAUGAAGGAGCAGAGCUGAUAAGAGUCAGAAACAUAUAAGUGAAGUGAUGUGAAAAUCAUUACUACAUAAAGAAGAUUCAAAUCAACAGUGACGUUUCAGACCAUGUUCCACUUACUACUUGGUCCUAGAUGUCCUCGUCAUUGUUUUAUUAAGCAGUGAAAAUUGUUAACUUAGGAAGAUCACUUUUGUCUUCGUUCAUCGUCGCCCUCUGAGUUUUUACACGUUCGUCAGCAGGGAAAGUUUCAAUGUCUCUUUAAGAUUUAUUUCAUCUUGCAGAUCUUUGCUUCUUGUAUGAAACCCUUUCAAGUACCUUGCACGUGUCUGUCCAAGACAGUGACUGGGGUGGCACAGGCUCCCCUUGAAAUCUGUUGGCCAUCCCUGGUGCCAGCCCAAAAUUGUAGUAGUUUUCUUUACAUUUAAAGCUUCAGUAAGGAGUUUUUAGUUGAUUUUCAAAUAGACUGAAAUUAAUCUGAAUGGCUCUAAACAAGCGCCAACCUCCGUUCUUAAAAUAUGAAGCCCAUGCGGAAGUGCUAAAAACUGCAGUUCAUCGAGCGUCCACUAGAGGCUGGCUGCAGAAAGACCAGAAAGCACAUACACACCCAUUCAAAAAAAAGACUAUCUUUACAGCAGAAAUAAACAUGUUUACAGCCUGGUUCAAAAAACGGAUUAGGUCUAAAUAGAUCAUUUCUCUAUCGGCACACACUGUACGGGCCGUGAAUUUAAAGAUGACUGACUUGAUUGACAGGCGGGAGCACUGUAGCUGUUAGCGAAAAGGCCCAAGCCCCGCCACUUUACCUCACACAAGCUCGACAAACGUUAGGUUGAGUUUAUCAUUUCCAAUAUGGAACCCGCCGACGAUUGGCUUCAGAAACAGAUGGGUGACGUCACGGAUACUACGUCCAUUAAUUAUACAGUCAAUGCCACUUUAUAACCUACAAAAGUAAAGAGACCAUCAGUGACAAGAUUAAUUUUACUGCUAGUAAACGUGUGGCAGGGUUGGUGUCAUACAAGCGUUUAACAGCAAGAUGCAGCUUUUGUUUACAUUUUUCACAACAAAUUCUAACAGUGAGUGAUGUUUAUGACUCUUUAAAGACAGCAGGAUAAUAUAUUAAUCGGAAAACACUAAACGUGAUCACUUAGCCCUAAAGGGGCGCCACAAUCAAGACAGACAGGAAGUUCCUCACAGGAGCUUUAAACGUAGCAAUUUUUCUGAUGUUAAUAUUUUACAUCGCAAAUUCAGACAUACAUUUUGUUUUAGUUAAAAUAAUGUUAACCAGAAUACAACAUCUAUGUGACAACUCAAUGUUAGUACUCAAAGUAGAUAUGAUCAGUGGAUGAUUUAUCUGUGUGUGUGCUAACGAAUACUUCAUGCCACCUCUGCAUAAAUCAGAGCCUUGGCUUCAAAGGCCAGAGAUGGUUUAACCCAAGACUGUACCUGCUGUGCUUUAUUCUCUGUACCCUUUAAAGUGUUCUGUCUUUGAAAGGACAUGAUGUGCUAACAAAGAAGACUGAGACUGUUUUGCAAUAAAGAAAUUGACUGUCUGUUUGAAACCUUAGAGAACUGGACAGGUAGCGUCUGGAACAGGCAUAUAACUAAUUAGUUACUAAUAUAAUAUUUCAGGAGUUUUUAUCUUCUCUCUACAGUUAUUUUAUAGCAGAUUCUAAGUACCUGCCUUUGAAAUUGGGUUGUGUUUUGUGUAACGAUUAUGAACAGAAAGUAUUAUUUAUACAUCAUUUUCUUCUCCUUUGUUGCGGCUUGAUGUGUAAUUUCUCAAUAAGUUUUUUGCAUUUCACUUCUUUCAUGGGUGAUCGCUGCUGUUUAACACUUAAUGACAUUUCUGACAAAGUUUGUGUUAACUAAUGCAGACUGUGAGGUAGGAGCUUCAUUAUGUCUGUAAGUCUGUUUUUACAAUGUGCUAAAAGCCCUAAACUGAUAUAAAAUCUGUGCCUGUCAUCAGCUACACUGCUAAACUUUUAUUCUAUGAAAUAAACUCCAAAUAAAAUCAACCAGCAUAACAUCA